Messenger RNA from Malus domestica (apple), 3955 nucleotides. RefSeq names its product TMV resistance protein N-like. Gene Ontology annotation, molecular function: ADP binding; protein binding. The record is from RefSeq and is a predicted model, not a curated record. Lineage: Eukaryota; Viridiplantae; Streptophyta; Magnoliopsida; Rosales; Rosaceae. Gene Ontology annotation, biological process: signal transduction; defense response.
UGCUGCUUCCUACAUAGGCAGAAAAUCACGCUAAAGGCAUGAUAUAUGUAUUAUAACAAGAGCGAAUUCUUGGUGCGAGUACCAGUCCAGCAUCCAUACUCAAUUCUUUGAAAGGCUCUUCAAUUUACCUGGAUUUCUCCAAUGAACAAUCAACUUGUCUCUUCUUCUUCUUCUUCGUUCAGCAGUCCUCCUUCGUGGAAGUACGAUGUCUUUUUGAGCUUUAGAGGAGAGGAUACACGAACCAAUUUUACAGAUCACUUUUACAAGGCGUUGGACGACAAGGCAAUCAACACGUUCGUUGAUCGCCAGCUUAGAAGAGGAGAAAAAAUAUCUCCGGCUCUUCUCGAGGCAAUUGAAGAGUCGAGAAUUUCAAUCAUUGUAUUCUCUGAAAACUAUGCAUCGUCAAGAUGGUGCUUGGAAGAGCUCGUACGUAUCCUUGAAUGUAAAAAGUCAAGGAAGCAAAUUGUUUUGCCAGUUUUUUACAAAGUGGAUCCGUCCGAUGUACGAAAGCAAACGAGUAGUUUUGGUGACGCGUUUACAGAAAAGUUCAAAUUCGAAGACAACAAGGAGAAGAUCCUCACAUGGAGGAGUGCUCUUACAGAUGCAGCAAAUUUGUCAGGAUAUACUUUCAAAGAGGGAGAGUAUGAAGCUACAUUUAUCAGUCAGAUCGUGAACGAGAUCCUAGUCCUUGUACUACAAGGCCCGCAUUUGAAUGUAGCCAAGUACCAAGUUGGAAUGGAGUCUUGUGUAGAAAAGGUGAAAAAGCUUUUAGAUGUCGGUGGAAAUGAUCCGUGUGUGGUUGGGAUUUGGGGGGCAUCUGGAAUCGGCAAGACAGAAGUUGCAAAAACUGUUUAUAAUGCAAUUGCUUAUAAGUUUGAAGGUAGUUGUUUCCUGGCAGAUGUUCGAGAAAAGUCAAUGCAAUGCGAAGGCCUACUCCAACUACAAAAGACUCUUCUAAGGGAGAUUGGUGGUCCAGAGUGGAAAGUUGACAAUCCUCACCGAGGAAACAGACUUAUAGAGAAACUGUUGAGGCGAAAGAAGAUUCUCUUAAUUCUUGAUGAUGUGGGUGAACUGGAGCAGUUAAACAACUUGGUUCAAGUUGAAUGGCUCGGUGAGGGUAGCAAAAUGAUCAUAACCACAAAAGAUAAAGGAUUGUUGAAUUGUUAUGACGUUGAGUUGAUAUAUGAGGUCCAAAAGUUAGAAGACGACAAGGCUCUUGAGCUCUUAAUUUGCAAUGCCUUCGGACAAAAAGAACCUUCAAAUGAUUAUUUGAAACUCGCACGACGUGCAAUAGCAUAUGCUCAAGGCCAUCCGUUAGCACUUAAACUUAUGGGUUGUUAUCUACGCAAUAAAAGUACAGAUAGUUGGCAUGCUAUGUUGGAUAGUUGUGAUUCAUACGGAGGAGAACCUUAUACAGGUAUUCAAAGAAUACUUCGAAAAAGUUAUGAUGCCUGGGAUUAUGUUGUGCAACAAGUUUUCCUCGACAUUGCAUGCUUCUUCAAGGGCAAACAUAAAGACUAUGUGUACAAAUAUUAAGAAGUUUGAAUCUCUAUCUACCUCCAGAUUGUCUUGAAGAACUCAUUGAUAAAGCCAUCAUAACUAUUGAAGAUAAUAAGAUUUUAAUGCAUGACUUACUAGAAAAAAUGGGUAAGCGUAUAGUUUAUGAAGAAUCACCCAAUGAACCAGGCGAGCGGAGUAGAUUGUGGCAUCAUGAAGAUGUGUACCGUGUUCUAACUGAAAACAUAGGAACAAGGAAAAUUAAAGGCAUUGUGGUGAAGUUCCCCAAGCCGUCUGUGAUACCCUUGAAUGCAAAAAGCUUUUUCGAGAUGGUAAAUCUUGAAAUUUUUAUAAGUCGUAAUGCACACUUUUCUGGAUGCAUUGAGUAUCUACCCAACAAUUUGAGGUGGAUUGAUUUCGGUAGAGAUAAGAUUCAAGGCUGGGGAUCCAAUAUUCUCUUCCAAAGCAUAUACUUGCAUUCAAUUUGCAAUCCAAUUGUCAUCUAAGGCAUGUUGUCACGUUUAUUAUGCCAAACAGUGACAUCUCACAAUUGAAGGUAUUUCAGAAUUUGGCAAUGCUUACAUCUUUGAAUUUAAGUGGUUCCGAAUUCUUAGAAAAAUUCCCAACUUAUCCGGAAGUCCAAACCUAAGGGAGUUGAUUCUAGAUGAGUGUAAACGUUUAGUUGAAGUUGAUGAUUCUGUUGGAUUCCUUGAUAAACUUGAUACAUUAAGUCUUUAUGGGUGCUCUAGGCUUGAGAGAUUUGCGACGAGACUUAGAUUGAGAUCCCUUCAAAACCUUAAUCUUGGUGGUUGUACAAGGCUCAAGAGUUUCCCAGAAAUAGAGGUCGAGAUGGAAUCUCUACAGAAUUUGUACAUAGAAGAAAGUGGCAUAAGAGAAUUGCCUUCAUCAAUUGCAUAUCUUAUUGGGCUUCAUGAAUUGUGGGCAAGUAAUUGUGAGAACCUUACAGGUACAUCAUUACAUCACAUUUAUGGGUUGCAACAUCUCUUCAGUAUUCAAAUGAAUGGAUGCCCAAAACUGGUGACAUUUGGGAAGUUUUCAACUCGCUUAGAUACUUCACAUUACAACGGUAUCCCAUUAGCCCUUUUCAGCGUAGGCUGCCUUGAUCUUGAAGGAUGCAAAUUAUCAGAAAGUGAUUUCCUUGUGCCUCUUCAAUAUGAACCAUCCAGUCUUCAUUGCUGGUCAACAUUAAGAUGGCUUAAUCUGUCGAGAAACAAUUUUGUUAGUCUUCCGGAUUGCAUUAGCAAAUUUGUCAACUUGAAAACACUUUAUUUGACUGGUUGCAAGAGGCUUCGGGAAAUUCCACAUGCCCUUCCACCAAAUCUAAGGGAAUUAUAUCUGGAUGAUUGCACAUCAUUGGAGAAAAUUCCAAAGUUGCCCCCGGGGCUUAGGCGUCUGCGGUUGACUAAUUGCUUUGGAGUAAGUGGCGACGAGGUGGCAAAGUUGGAAAAUAAUUUGUUGAACUUGAAUCAGGAAUCUCCUCGAUGCUCUCAAUUGGUAGUUACGUAUCCAGGCGAUGAAGUUUCAAAGUGGUUCAGCUAUACCUCUAAACAUCCAACAGCCACUAGGAUUGAAAGUGUACGAAAUGAUGCAAGGCAACUUGAUUAUGUUGGAGGUAGUGAAUUUAGUUUUGAAAUUCCUCUAAAUUUACAGGAGAGGGAGACGUUGUUAGGAUUGGCUCUAUCUUGUGUUUUCCACCUUUAUCAGAAUUGGGAUAUGAUUCCACUUGUCGUAUUCAAAUCAACGAAGCAAGUGAUUAUCAACAAUUUGAGCAGUUGAGGAAAGGCGUGGAGACAGCUCAUGUGGGGCUCAUGUUAGUGGAUUUAGAAGAGAAAAAGAAGCAGGGAGAUAUUUGUAAAGUUAAAUUUCAACUCUCCGCACGGGCACCCAUUAAAAUCUGCGGGGUGCACCCCUUAUUCCGCAAAGAAUAUGAACGGCUUCCCUUGUCUUUGGGACCAACGAGUAGUCUUGGAUCCUCAGAUAUCGUCGAUGAUGAAUAUGAUCGGCAACAACAAUGGCCUUUCUUAUCUUCGAACCCAGCGGAUGAUCAUCCGAAACGCACGCAGAUUCAUCACAAUGUUCCUUCUGAUAUUGAGGAGCAAGAGCAACCGUCCAUAAUUUCUGAUUUACUAGGAGUUUGGGGCGCACGCAUUAAAAGUUUCGGGGAGCACCCACUAUUGCGCAAAGAAGACGAAUGGCUUCCCUUGUCUUUGGGACCAACAAGUAGUCUUGGAAAGAGGCCUCGUCCACUUGGAUCCUCAGAUACCGUCCACGAGGAAUAUGAUCGGCAACGACAAUGGCUUUCCUUAUCUUCGAACCCGGCGGAUGAUCAUCCGAAACGCAGGCAGAUUGAUCUUAAUGCUCCUUUUGAUAUUGAGGAGGAGCAAGAGCAACCAUCCAUUUCAGAUGACUCACAAUUUUUUCUUCAUUAGGAGUUUGG